UUCCCCACUUGAAAGUUACACUUUGGCUCCAUGUUUCAAGCAGAUUUUGAGUAAGCAGCAGUUGAAGAUGCUCCUUGAAAUAAAUUAAGUUCUGAUUUAGGAUAGACAGAAAGAUCCAAUGAGAAAACCAAAGAAUCAAACGCACGAUGAGGACUAAGUUUGACUGAAACAUAUUUUCAGCCCAGGAUCAAGAAAUAGUUUGAGAUAAGAAGCAGAUGCCUGCAAUUAGUUCUGUACAGCAAGCAUAAGAAGCCCAGAAAAUUCCCAUACAAAGUUAAAGAAAAAUAAAUUGCUAUCGGAAUACCUCGAUGAGUAUAUUGAAGGAGGUGAUAUCUGUUCUCUGCUUGUUCAUAUGUGUCAAAGCUCAACCACCAUCCAGUCAGGGUGAUAUCGAUCCACUUCAUCCAAGCAUGGCAGUUGUGCUGGUUGUUCUGUCAAUUAUGUUCUGCAUAACUUUUCUCAUUGUGGCUUAUGCAAAGUUCUGUCAAAGACUUGAACCAUAUCAUGCAAAUGAAGUUCAAGAACCUGGUGGGAUUGUCAGAUCAGGAUCUCGAUUUUCUGGUAUUGACAGAACGGUAAUUGAGUCGCUUCCAUUUUUCCGGUUUUCUUCACUGAGAGGAUCAAAAGAAGGGCUGGAAUGUGCAGUAUGCUUGUCAAGGUUUGAGGAUGCUGAAAUCCUUCGUUUGCUGCCAAGGUGCCGCCACGCAUUCCACAUGAAUUGCAUCGAUAAGUGGCUUGAAAACCAUUCUAGCUGCCCACUCUGCAGGUACAAGUUUGAUGUGGGAGACCUCAAAAGCUUGACAUAUACGAAUAGCUUCAGAAAUCCACAAACCUCGGUAGAGGAGCCUAAUCUUGAGUUCUUCAUCCAAAGAGAACCGAAUCAAGAACGAUCUUCAAGAUUUAAUAUGGCAAACACCUUCCAGAAACUAGGAAGAGGGAAAAGAGAAGAGCCCUUGAUUCAAGAAUUUAGGAAUGAGAACAGUGACAGGAAACUUGUGCAUCAUUUUAAGCACAGGAUAAUUGUCUCUGAUGUCAUCCAUAAAAGCCGCUGGAGUGAUGUGAAUUCGUCAGACCUGAUGUCUUUGAACUCUGAGAUGCUGAAUGUCAUUUCGAGCAAAAGAUUUUCCGCAUUGGAGUACAGUAGUGGGAGGUUCACCAAUGAACUUUCAGCAAAAGAACAAAUCUUGAAGAUCAAAGAAGAUAUGGAGAGGAAAAGAUUGUAUGAGGUCAAGGUCGGUAGAAUUGAACAUAGUUCAGCCACAACUUCUAGCUGCCCUAAUGAUUCAGACAUUGAUUUAGACCAAAGUACGAUAGCUAGAACAUUGGAUCCGGCUCAGAAAAGAUCGAUGUCUGAAAUUACAAACAUUUCAAGAUUCACAGAAAAUGCAAGAAGCAGAUUAUCAACUCCAGCAAAUAUGGGUAAAGAUGAUUAUGUUAGAAGGGUGUGGUUGCGUAUUGCAAGGAGAACAAUUCAGUGGUUUUCAGGUCGUGAAGCAAGUCAUGAGGCUAGGAAACAGGCAUUAAUUGUCUGAAUUCUGCAUCUUUUGUUUCUGUAAACAUGAAGUUCUACAAACAACAGGCUGUACUUACUCCAUUAAACUAGCUUCAUUCUAUCAAGUUUCCGAA
Messenger RNA from Sesamum indicum (sesame), 1626 nucleotides. RefSeq names its product E3 ubiquitin-protein ligase ATL42. The record is from RefSeq and is a predicted model, not a curated record. Lineage: Eukaryota; Viridiplantae; Streptophyta; Magnoliopsida; Lamiales; Pedaliaceae.